AUGGGCAUGGAAUUGAAAAAAUAUGAGGACAUCCUGAGAUGGGUUAACACGGAGGAGAAAACAUUGAGAUAUAGAAGAAGGGUAGGUGUAUUCAAGGGAAGUGAUGCCCUUGCCCUGCUAACCAAAGGAGGCUUGGAUCCACUGCAAGCAAAGUCUGUCAUGCAGGAGCUUUUAAACGAAAGCAUUCUGUUUAAGGUGUCCAUCAACAAGAGAAACACAAAGGAAUGCGACGUGGUGCUUGACCAAAGGUUUCAAGAGAACCAUCACUAUGUCUUUGCAAAUGAAAGGACAUCCAGCAUCUCUCUUGUUCUCUGUGGUGUGUUUGUCUUAGUGACAUUCACAAUUGUUCUCUUCAGAAUGUGGCCGAGGAACAUCCAGCAGCGCCUGUUCUCAUACAUGGUCUAUCCGCUCGGUGGAUUCAUCACAUUCAUAAUUGUCCUCGCAAUAAUAAGACUGAUACUGUUUUCAGUGACAUAUAUACUGUACUCGCCAGGAAUAUGGCUGUUUCCAAACCUGUUUGAAGAUGUAGGGUUCUUUGAAAGCUUUGUUCCUCUAUGGGAAUACCAUGGAAGCAAGAAAGUAAAAAGUGAAAAAUAA
Messenger RNA from Encephalitozoon hellem ATCC 50504, 597 nucleotides. Its product is annotated as preprotein translocase subunit Sec62. The transcript has a single exon. NCBI's taxonomy places the organism in Eukaryota, Fungi, Microsporidia, Unikaryonidae. The record is from RefSeq and is a predicted model, not a curated record. The coding region runs from base 1 to 597 and encodes 198 amino acids. Gene Ontology annotation, cellular component: endoplasmic reticulum; endoplasmic reticulum membrane. Gene Ontology annotation, biological process: post-translational protein targeting to membrane, translocation.